UUAAGCUGAACCAGCAGGCGUACGCUGCAGCUCCUUCGGCAGCCGAGGUUUAAAAGUCGACUCGAUCUUCUGAGAAGUCAAACGCAGACCCUGGGAGGAGCAGCUGUGGAGUUUAAAGCAGUUUAAAAGGGAGCUCGGUGUAGGUGUCUUGGGCCCCCUGCAGGAUGCUGCCUCCGCGGAUGCUGUGGGGAGCUGUGGCGCGUCAGGUUGCUCCGCGACUCACCUACAGCACUGCUGCACAGCCACAGCAGGUGAAGCCAAAAAAGACCAAAUUUGGUCCUCUGAGUGACCAAGAUCGAAUAUUCACUAACUUAUAUGGCCGGCAUGACUGGAGACUCAAAGGAGCACUAAAAAGAGGAGACUGGUAUAAGACCAAGGAGGUCUUACUGAAGGGACAGGACUGGAUCCUGAAUGAGGUGAAAAUCUCAGGACUUCGGGGCAGAGGGGGAGCAGGAUUCCCAACAGGCAUGAAAUGGAGUUUCAUGAACAAACCCAGUGAUGGCAGGCCAAAGUAUCUGGUAGUAAAUGCUGACGAGGGUGAGCCUGGGACGUGUAAAGACCGCGAGAUAAUGCGUCAUGACCCCCAUAAGCUGGUAGAGGGCUGCCUGGUGGCUGGGAGAGCCAUGGGAGCUCGUGCCGCAUACAUCUACAUUCGAGGGGAGUUUUACAACGAGUCAUCAAACCUGCAGGUGGCCAUUAAUGAGGCAUACAAAGCAGGGCUGAUGGGAAAGAACGCCUGUAGCUCUGGGUAUGACUUUGAUGUAUUUGUUAUGCGGGGAGCUGGAGCAUACAUCUGCGGAGAGGAGACGGCACUAAUCGAGUCUCUUGAGGGCAAACAAGGGAAGCCCCGACUCAAGCCGCCUUUCCCUGCAGACAUAGGGGUGUUUGGAUGCCCAACAACAGUGGCCAACGUGGAGACAGUUGCUGUGGCGCCUACGAUCUGUCGUCGAGGCGGAGCUUGGUUCGCCAGCUUUGGGAGGGAGAGGAACUCUGGGACAAAACUGUUCAACAUCUCUGGUCACGUGAACACCCCAUGCACAGUGGAGGAAGAGAUGUCUAUUCCUCUGAGGGAGCUGAUAGAAAGACAUGCAGGAGGAGUGAGAGGCGGCUGGAGCAAUCUAUUAGGAGUGAUCCCAGGGGGGUCCUCCACUCCCAUCAUCCCUCAGCAUGUGUGCGAUGAUGUGCUGAUGGAUUUUGAUGACCUGCUUCGCGCAGAGAGUGCCCUGGGAACCGCAGCUGUCAUAGUCAUGGAUAAAUCGACUGAUGUGAUCCGAGCCAUUGCACGCUUGGUUGAGUUCUACAAACACGAGAGCUGUGGCCAGUGCACACCCUGCAGGGAGGGAGUGGACUGGAUGGAUAAAAUAAUGUGGAGAUUCGUGCGAGGGGAGGCAGCAGGUUCAGAAAUCGACAUGAUUUGGGAGCUCAGUAAACAGAUUGAGGGACAUACCAUUUGUGCCCUUGGGGAUGGAGCUGCUUGGCCUGUGCAGGGUUUGAUCCGCCACUUCAGGCCAGUUAUGGAGCGCCGCAUUGCUCAGUAUAACAAGAAAAAUCCUCCAAGAGAGCCAGAGAUUGAGAUGAUCUGAAAGUGAAAUGUCUCCAUAGACCGACCAUUUUAAAAUACAAAUAUUUCUUGUUGAUCAAAGUUAUGCACAUUACAAAAGCUAUGCAGUUUGUCAUGUGUGGACACGUAGUCUGCUUUGGUGAUAUAAAUGCAUAUAAAUCCUUGACUUAGUUAACUGCCAACUAUAUCAAAACUGAUUUUAAACAGCAAAUGCCCAGUUCAGUGAAAGAGAGGAUCAAACACGUCAAUAAAUUAGCUUUAUUUCA
Molecule: messenger RNA, 1827 nt
Organism: Archocentrus centrarchus (flier cichlid)
Lineage: Eukaryota; Metazoa; Chordata; Actinopteri; Cichliformes; Cichlidae
Product: NADH dehydrogenase [ubiquinone] flavoprotein 1, mitochondrial-like
Exons: 10
Coding region: 165-1583 (472 amino acids)
Biological process (GO): mitochondrial electron transport, NADH to ubiquinone
Cellular component (GO): respiratory chain complex I
Molecular function (GO): NADH dehydrogenase (ubiquinone) activity; NAD binding; FMN binding
Source: RefSeq, a predicted model, not a curated record